This is a messenger RNA of Fusarium sp. VM40, 1755 nucleotides long. NCBI's taxonomy places the organism in Eukaryota, Fungi, Ascomycota, Sordariomycetes, Hypocreales, Nectriaceae. The record is from the annotation of a GenBank genome assembly.
AUGUCUGCUGAAACAGCGCCUUUGUUAGGCGUCGCCGGACCGUCCUCUGAUGUUUUCCAACAGAAUACCUCUAUUCGGCCGCCGAAUAGCAAGAGAUUAUCAGCGGGGGUGGCGCGUAUGGUGGUUGUUUCGCAGAAUCUUACUACAGCGCACCGCAUAUGGCUUUUCGUCGGUAUUUUCCUCGUCGGCUACGCAUACGGUCUUGAGAGUCAAGUACGUUUAGCGUAUCAAUCCUACGCCACUUCAAGCUUCGAUCUACACUCAUAUCUUUCUACGAUUAAUGUCCUGCGCAAUGUCAUCGCUGUGGCUGUCCAACCGACCGCUGCCAAGAUCGCUGAUGUCUUUGGGCGGUUUGAGGUCAUCGCAAUCUCCACGGUUCUCUACACACUCGGAAUCGUCAUCGAAUCAAGCGCCCAGUCUGUGGAGGUGUUCUGCACGGGAUCCAUCAUUUACCAAACAGGAUAUACUUGCAUCGUGCUCCUUUUGGAAGUUCUCAUCGCCGACUUUUCAUCCAUGCGAGCGCGCGUGUUUUUCAGUUACCUCCCCGCGGUUCCAUUCUUGAUCAACACCUGGAUUAGCGGGAAUAUCACUUCUGCGGUCUUGCACGCGACGAGCUGGCGAUGGGGUCUUGGAAUGUGGGCUAUUAUCUACCCUAUCGCGUCGAUGCCUCUUCUGUCUUGUCUUUAUUUCCUGGAGCGUCGAACGUGGGAAUCAGAAAGUGGCAAGGAGAGUGACGAGGUUGUGCUGGUAUCUCUCAAGACCAAGAAAGGAAGGGAAGAUCUUUUCCAUCAACUCGAUAUCGUUGGACUGGUUCUCUUGGUCGUCGCUUUCUCGCUGAUCCUUGCGCCCUUGACCGUCGCCGGUGGUACUGUCAGCCACUGGCGCAGCUGGUACAUCAUCCUCCCUCUGGUGCUGGGAGUUUGCUUCAUGGUUGCUUUUAUCACAUGGGAGCAGCGAGGCGCAAGACAUCCACUCAUACCAUUCCACCUUCUGAGAGACAGGGGUGUCUGGUCUGCGUUAGCAGUUCGCAGUCUCCUUAACCUAGCGUGGUGCACACAGGGAAACUACCUCUACACCAUUCUUAUCGUGGCCUUUGACUUUUCGAUUGAAAACGCCACUCGUAUCUUAUCCUUCUUCUCCUUUUUCGGAGUCAUUACCGGAGUUCUAGCGGGCCUAGUCAUCUUCAAGAUCCGACGACUCAAGUUCAUCAUUGUCGGGGGAACACUUUUAUUCAUGGGCGCAUUCGGAGUUUUGAUCGCAUACCCAGGCGGAGCUUCGAUAUCUUCAAAGAACGGAAUCAUCGCGGCGCAGAUCCUCCUAGGAGUAGCCGGUGGAUUCUUCGCUUACCCAACCCAAGCAUCGAUCCAGGCUUCAGCAUCCCGGGAGCAUGUGGCCAUCCUCACAGGUCUUUACCUUUCCUUCUACAACGUCGGUAGUGCCUUUGGUACAUGUCUCUCCGGAGCCAUCUGGACACAGACUCUCUACAAAGCUCUAAAGAGGAAUUUGGCUUUCCAACCUGACGAAGACCUCGCAAAGACGAUAUAUAACUCGCCAUUUUCGGUGAUUGGACAUUAUCCUGUUGGAACGGCUAUACGCGAGGCUAUCAUCGAUAGCUACAGCUCUGUACAGCGGCUGCUUUGUAUUGCAGGGAUUUGCGUUUGUAUUCCAAUGAUCAUCUUCGCACUGGCGUUGAGAAACCCUCGAUUGUCGGAGCAACAGAUUCAGACGGAAGAUGAAGAGCACCAGGAGGGUUAA